UUUUGGGCUACCGUCGUUGAUCACGUGACCAUACGUCACAUCUGCCCCUGCUGCUUAGCGGUGGUACUAGAAUAUCAGUGUCUGCUUUUGUGUUUUUUCACUUGAAUAAAACUCCAAGAAUGGAGAUCGGGACAGAGAUCAGCAAGAAAAUCAGAGCUGCUAUCAAGGGCAAGCUUCAGGAACUCGGUGCAUAUAUUGACGAAGAGCUACCUGACUAUAUCAUGGUGAUGGUUGCAAACAAGAAAACCUCCCAACAGAUGGCUGAUGAUCUCUCUCUUUUUCUUGGAAACAACACGAUCAAAUUCACAGCCUGGCUACAAGGUGUCCUUGAGAAGUUAAGAACUGUUGCAGUUGAGCCUGCAUCCCUCAGACAUCAGCUCCAGUCUGACAGCGGUGCUGUGGCUGGGAGGAGUAGAUCGUCUGUAAGUGAUGACAGCAGAGCAGAGGAGCUGAAGUUCCUGACUGUUUCCAGCUCACGCUCUGAUCGGACUGAUGCACGCGUGUCCAGUUCUGCCCAUGAGAGCAGAAGGGGAAACUUGGAGAAGAGUUCUUCUCGUCUUACCUCCACUGUGAAGCCCCUCAUGGAGCUGCUCCCCUCUGAAGCUGUGAUUGACAUCAAACCGGAGAUGGAUGAUGACCUCAUAGCAGAAGAGCCAGUAGAGAUAGCCACCAACCAAGGCAGAACACGUGGUGCAGCUAGUAGACCCACAGCUGAAAUCUACAGACCUGGUCAAAGCAAGUUUAUGUCAGAGAGCUCUGGGGGCACGUAUCGACAUAACGAAGGAUCCUCUCACGCCAGGCAGCAGGACGCCAGAGGCAGCAGAACCUCCAGGACUGGAUCCAGUAAGGAGGAGCUGUCACGGAAGCGUAAGGCGCCGGUAGCAAGUUCAGUGGUGCGAGUGAACCGAGCAGCAGACGAGGAGAGCGAUGACGAUGCAGAAGAAGAGGAUUCAGGCUACGGAGGGAGAGGCCUGUCAAGCAGAGUGUCCCUACCCUCCAAACCAGAACGCAAACCUACUCUCCCUCCAGCAAAGCAAGCUAACAGGAACCUGAUACUGAAGGCCAUCUCUGAGGCUCAGGACUCCAUCACCAAAACUACAGCCUUCCCCACGAGUAUGAAACCUGUUUCACUCAAAUUUGUACCACAGAGGCAGACCGUUCCUGUGGCCCCUCGUACUCGCCUGGCCAGCACUGAGGAGAUGACUGCAGCCAUCCAGCUAGUCCAGGAGCACCUCCACAGCCUGGCCCCUAGGGUUCAGACCUACCCCUCCACAGAGCUGCCUUCAAGCAGACCACCUGCUCCAGCGAGAUCUUUAGCAUCACGCCUUCAGUUGGACUUACCAGAGAGCAAUGUUGGAGGAGAACAGAGUGAAUAUGGUGUUGAAGUUGCUGCAGGUAGUGAAACAAAGCCCUUUGAUACCCGCUCCUUCAUAGUGAGUCAGCCACAACUGCAACAACCUGAAGCCAGAAGCCAGCAGCGUCUUCUGGUCAGAGAGGAUGUCCAGUCUGCCUUACCACGCACUGUCCAGGCCAGUAAGGAUAUUGGAGACUCAGCCAGCCCAAAGUUCAUAGUGACUUUAGACGGGGUGCCGAGCCCGAUGGGGACUUUUGCAGAUUGCGAGAUGGACAUGGAUGAAGUGAGACCACCUACAAAGAUCACAGAGGGGGCCGUCAACAUGAACAGGGAGCCCAAAGUCAGCGUCCUUCACAGACUACAGGGAGGAUUCACAUCAGCAGAAGAUGAUGUGAUGGAUGUUGACAUGGGAGACGAUGAUGCCGUCCCUUCAAAGAAACAGAAGGUCGUGGAGCGCUGCAAGUUCUGGCCGGUCUGUAAGAGUGGAGACGAAUGUUUGUAUCAUCACCCGACAGCACAGUGCAAGACUUUUCCCAGUUGCAAGUUUGGGGAUAAAUGCCUUUUUGUCCAUCCUAAUUGUAAAUACGAUGCCAGGUGCACCAAGCCAGACUGUCCCUUCACGCAUGUCAGCCGCAGAAGCACAGCUGGUCCUCCUCAAAGGCCAGCAGUGCAGCCAGCGCAAACCACAACCGUGUGCCGCUUCUUCCCAGAAUGCAAAAAGAUGGACUGUCCUUUUUAUCAUCCCAAGCCUUGUCGCUUUGCGGGGCAGUGUAAACGAGCCGGGUGCACCUUCUACCACCCGAACAUAUCUGUGCCACCGAGACACGCUCUAAAGUGGACGAAAGCGCAGAGCAGCUAAUGAAGUCCUGACAGCAGUCUGAUGAAGUCAUCAUGUGAAGCUUUGAAGAUGUUCUGUCAUCAAAAUGCCAUUUCAUAUUUCAUUGUUUGUUUUAAUGUUCAGUUCCAGAAAGGAUUUUUAAGAAAAGUGUUUUUUAAGUUAAACAGUUGUGUUUUUGUUGGUGCUCUGAGAAUAUUAAAACUGAAAUAUAAAAUGCUUCACAAUGAAUUUC
Molecule: messenger RNA, 2424 nt
Organism: Notolabrus celidotus (New Zealand spotty)
Lineage: Eukaryota; Metazoa; Chordata; Actinopteri; Labriformes; Labridae
Gene: zc3h14
Product: zinc finger CCCH-type containing 14
Exons: 17
Coding region: 120-2213 (697 amino acids)
Biological process (GO): regulation of mRNA stability
Cellular component (GO): nucleus; cytoplasm
Molecular function (GO): metal ion binding; poly(A) binding
Source: RefSeq, a predicted model, not a curated record